AUGAUUGUAUCUUUGUUAAGUAAUGACAGUGAAUCAGAUAUCGAUGAAUCAAAUAUUGAAUCUAGAAAUAUUAUUAUCGAUUCAAAAAUCACAGACGAGAUUACUACUUCAUAUGAAUUCAAAUUAUUAUCUCGUUUUCAAGGUGAUGAUAUUAUAAGACCCUUACGUGAAAUUACGACUAUAACGGUUAUUAAAGUGAAAGGAACUAAGGAAAUUCUUGGAGGGUGG
Messenger RNA from Funneliformis mosseae, 228 nucleotides. Lineage: Eukaryota; Fungi; Glomeromycota; Glomeromycetes; Glomerales; Glomeraceae. The record is from the annotation of a GenBank genome assembly.